Argiope bruennichi is the source of this 1005-nucleotide messenger RNA. RefSeq names its product ras-like GTP-binding protein rhoA. Gene Ontology annotation, molecular function: GTP binding; GTPase activity. Gene Ontology annotation, biological process: small GTPase-mediated signal transduction. The coding region runs from base 226 to 795 and encodes 189 amino acids. The transcript has a single exon. NCBI's taxonomy places the organism in Eukaryota, Metazoa, Arthropoda, Arachnida, Araneae, Araneidae. The record is from RefSeq and is a predicted model, not a curated record.
CUUCUUUGCGUCUCUGUGGGUUUUGUUUAUCUGCUUUUUGCUUUUGCUUUUAUUUCAGCGCGUGGAGUUGAGUAAUUUAGAUCGGAUUACUCAUCUUUUAGUAAUAUCAACGCUUUCGUUGCUCAAGUCCAGUCACUUAUUCGAACUUUAAAAUUACAGAUACCAUUCGGGUUAGAAUAAACGUUGCUUGUACUUCGAGCAUCACCUUAAUACCUGUCAAUAAACAUGGGUAGCAAUGAUGAAAAUAAAGUUGUGCUUGUAGGCGAUGUGCAGUGUGGAAAGACUGGAUUAAUCUACAAUUAUUUCUCUGACAAAUUACCUGAUCCUGCUGUGCCUACAAUUUAUAAAGAAUAUCGAACAGAACUGGAUGUGGACGGUCGCAAAGUGCCUAUCGUUUUGUGGAUCGUCCCUGCACAAGACCACUACAGUGCUAUUCGAACCCUCACCUACGAAAAUAGCAAAGCUGUGAUUCUCUGCUUUGCCAUCGAUAAUCCGGAAAGUUUGACUAAUGUUACUUCAAAAUGGUAUCCUGAAAUCAAAGAGCAUUCUCCAAAUGCGCCUAUAAUUCUUGUUGGUAACAAAGUUGAUCUUAGGUCUGAUGAAAAUACCAUUAAUGAGCUUUCUAGUAAGUCGCUUCAACCCGUUUCGUUUGAACAAGGCAAAGAGGUGGCCGAAAAAAUCAAAGCUGUUCAAUAUUUUGAAUGUUCUGGAAAAAAUGGUGAUGCUGUAAAGGAAAUGUUCAAAGCUGCUGCAGCUGCCAUUCUUAAUAACAGUAAUGGCAUUGAAGCACAUUAGAGUUGAUUAAUUAUAACAUAUCAUUGUUGCAAACGUUUUUUUAGUCAUUUCUUCUUAAAGGAUGUUUUUUGUAAUUCAAGAAAUUUAUCUCUAAGUUAAGGGAGAGAAUGUUAAUCUUUUAAAACCUAGCAUGAAGUGUAGAUAAUUACAAAAUCAUUUUUACAGUUUAACAGGAAAAUUUUUAUAGUGAAUGAAUAACAUUUGGAAUUA